UGCGUACACAACAACAUGCCAUACAUCUCCGGUCUUGAUGUGUCUAUAUCUACAUGUUUUCCAGACGAAAGCGACACCUUGAUGCUUCUGUGCCUGAUGUUUCCGUGGACAUAUCUGAGCUGAGUCAUGUGUUUGUGUGCAGCUCAAGUGAUCACGUGAGGUAUUGAGAGGUAUCCAUCCACCGCCGCCCGCCUGGCCCUCUCUCUCCUCCCCCUCCGAUACGAAACGAGAACCGAGAGAGUUUCGCCGUCGGCGGUGGGUUGCAGGAGGAGGCUUGCAGGAGAGACAUCCACUUCAAACGAGAGUUCCGCCGCGUUAGCCGCGUUAGGUUCGCCUCCGCCCGCCGUCGGAAGCGUCGGAACUCGAGUGCGGGGUGUUGGUGACGUGUGUUCGUGAGCGUGGUCUGCUGUUGGUCUGUUGGUCGAAUAGCUCAGCCAUUUUCGGGUAGGCGAGAGUAAGAUCGGGUACCCCUCCGGGGGAAACCUCAUCCACACCCCAACGCAGCACCGAGCCGGAGGCGCAAAGGAUCUGUAGGGGCAUGGGCACGUGCUUACCUGCGGCUUGCAUGGCAACGCCCAGGCGAUUGUGCGCCUGUUUCAUGUUUUCCUUUGCUCUCCUCGGCACCCUCGCGCUCCUGCGGUCACCCGGCGCAAGCCCCAGCCUACGGCUUGUGGAGGGCGUUGAUUGGCAGAACGCCCCGCGGAUCGACCUGGUGUGUCGAACGUAUGGCGCGGCCAUUCAAAUAUUUUGGCAAACUUUCAUCCCGACCUACCUGAUGUUUUGGCCGAUCUCGUCGUGGAAGUCCAGCGGCCUCGUCGUCAUUCUGGACGGUGAUAGCCCUUCCGACCAUCGAAUCGGGACGCUCCUUAAGAAUAUCAACUUGCCGUCCAAGUUGCAAGUGAAAUACGAGACUCCUGCCCCCCCCGGCACGCUCUGCAACAACUGGCGAAGCGAAGGUUACGCCAGACAGCAGUACUCAAACUUCUAUGCUGACUUGUACACGGAUGCGGAUUAUUUGGGAAUUAUCGAUACCGAUGCCGCUUUCAUUUCUCCAGUGGUUCCGUCUGAUCUCUUCGACGAGGGAAAGCCAAUCCUGCGGGGCAUGAACGUUAUCACUCAAUGGCAAAGUGAGACCAGCAGGAAAGCCACCGGGGGCUUCCCGUACGUGGGCAGGUUCAUGACGAGAAUCGCGUUCCCCAUCAUCAUAAAGUCUGAGCACUUCUCCCAGAUGAGGCAGGUUAUCACGGAGAACCUUGGCGCGGAGACGUUUGAACAAGCGUUCAAAGCGAUCUGUUCGGCGGGAAAGAACAGCUAUUCCCAGUUCGAAAUUAUGAUCAACUACCUUUGGUAUUACCAUCACGAUGAGUACUCUUGGCACAUUGCGGACCGCGACACCGGCGACUUCGACGGACUCAACCUACAAGGCCGUGCGAGGGCCUCCGAUGAUGGCAGUGUCGUGGCCGCGAACGUUCCGGCUAUCUUUGUCAUGAAGCACCUGGACGAUAAGGACGUCUUCACCUUGAACGACGACAUGUACGAGAACAUGUGCCUCGGCAGCAACAACGAGGCGGGGAACUGCCAAAGGCGGCCGCCGGCCGAGAAUGACGGCCACGCACAAACCCUCAAGUGGUCUGUCGGGAGCACCACGUGGGGCGACACGUACAAGGAUCACUCCCGUCGAGUCUCGCGGGCUGGGUCGGCGUUCCAGUGGCGAGGGGAAGAAGAUGAAGAUUGGGUGCAUGUGGGCGGCCAGUGACGACCGCUUCCGUGCCAUUUGAGGACUGACUGUUUACUGUAAAUAUGAAUGUGGGAUCGGCUACGAUGACGCAGACUUUUGAAGCGCGGUCGUGGGUGAGGAGCUUGUGCCGUAAUUGGAACGUGCAGAGUAACCUAGGGAUAUUUUGGAUCCUGGGAUCGGCAAGGGGCAAUGCCCGAACUGUUUUUAAGUCUGUUUUCCGUACGAAAACAGUACCACAGUAGAAGUAGUAGGAAUCCACCUCUACGAGUCUGUGGACUAAACUAUGCCUGGAUAGAUCCGAGAUGGAUAUGUAGUGUUUCCUACGGCCCUGUGUUCCCACUGAUUGUGUGCAUUUGGCCGUACAUCAGCGAUUGUUUGUUUUUUAUUCGUGUGGCGGCGUCUUUCAAACUAUAGGUGGUGUUGGUCUAAAUUGACAAGAGUAUUAGUCUAUUUCUCUGCCUCGGAACCAAAGAACCGGCACAAGUAAGGACAUGGAAAUUUCUCUAAAUACACGAGAGGAGAGUGGGAUCUCUCACGUUUGGUUGCGUUUGAUUGAGUAGUUGGACACGGGCCCACAGCUAGCUCCACACGGAAACCAACCCCGUUCGUUGGGUGCACUGUCAGCAAGGCAUAUUGUAGCUUGCGUCAAUUGUUUGUAGCAACAACAUGAGGAGGGUGGUGACCAGUAGAAGAAGCAGGUGCAUUCACUAUAGUACGGACCCAUCGCGUGGCGUCAACGGAAUCAAACG
Ectocarpus sp. CCAP 1310/34 is the source of this 2487-nucleotide messenger RNA. Lineage: Eukaryota; Phaeophyceae; Ectocarpales; Ectocarpaceae. The record is from the annotation of a GenBank genome assembly.